AUGGCCUUUCUCUGGAAGGCGAUCGGCCUCUCCGACUCCAUACCGGGCUUCCCCUACACACCCAGCGGCGGCGGUGGCAGCACGACCGCCGUGACGCCCACCCUCACGUGGACAAUGCGCCCUGGCGUGGGCAGCGAGGAUGGGCGGGCGGUUACGAUCUUCUCCAUUAGUUUAUUAAAGGCUGACAGCGGGGUGAAGGAGUUGGCGCGACACGCGAUGCGGCGCGCGAAAAGCCUGCUGCUGCCUGGUCUCCUGCGCUGCUACGGGGCGGUGGAGCACCAAGAGACGGUGUACAUUGCCACGGAACCGUGCGAGCCGCUGCGUGCGGUGCUGCUGCGCUCUUCAGCCGCACGGAUUGACGAGGACGGCGACGAAGAGGAGGCGUUUUUGGAGGGUGUUGCGUUGGGCUUGAAGGCGGUUGGAACUGCCCUCACCGCAAUGCAUCGGAACAACUUUGUGCAUGGCAACGUCUCCUCCGACUCGAUCUUUGUUGUCGCAGGCGACGAGUGGCGCUUGUUUGGCCUCGAGCUGGUUAGUGUAUUUAACGAACCCCAUAGCAUUUACCAACGCUACGGCAUGCUGCUGCCGGAGGGGCGGCGGCCACCCGAAACUCUGCAAACAAGCUAUGAAGCUAGCCUGCACAUAAGCGACAUCGACUCGUGGGGGUUGGCGUGCCUCAUAUACGAGGUGCUGGGCGGGGCCCAUGGACGCACACGGAGCCUGCUAGAGGUGAACUGGAAGGCGAAUGACAUGCGUGGGUGCCGUAGUCUUCCGCGAACGCUGCAGAGUGGUUUUAUUGGCCUCUGUGCUGCCAAUCCAAAGAUGCGCCACGACGUGGGACGCUUCUUAAAUAGCAGUGAGUUCAUCGUUGGAAGCGAAUUUGUGCAGUGCAUGCAGGCCCUGGAUGAGUUGUCGCUGAAGGACACCGUGGAGCGGGAGCGAUUCUUCGAGCACCUCACAGAGGUUGUCGACACGUUUCCCAAAAAGGCGUGUAGGUGCCUGGUGCUACCAAAGCUCAAGGCCUCGUUGAAGUUUGGUGCCCUUCCGGCCGUCGUCGAGCCUGUGCUUAAAAUUGCCUCACAGAUCACCGCAGCGGAGCACUACGCUGCAUAUGUGGCACCCAUUAUUCUCACUCUCUUUGCCUCUCAGGACAGGAUGGUGCGCUAUCGGCUGCUUCAGCGCGCCUCCGAGUACGCGUCGCGGCUGCCAGCGGCCAUGGUGAGUGAGCAAUUGUGGCCCUACUUUAUGUCGGGGUUCAGCAGCCCCGUUCCAAGCAUUCGUGAGCACAGCGUGCGGGCCUUGGUUGCUUUUGCCGACAACCUAAGUGAGAAGAUCAUGAUCACUGAGGUUCCCAGGUUUAUUUCGCAGCUGCAGCAGGACACCGAGGGGGCCAUCCGCACGAAUGCCACCAUCAGUCUCUGCCUCAUGGCGGAGAAGUUACCUGCCGAGAACCGCUCGCACAUCCUCGUGAACGGGUUUGGCCGGAUGCUCAAGGAUCCUUUUGUGCCAAGUCGUCUUGGGGCCCUGCGCUCCUUUCAUACGUGCCUGGUGCACCUAACACCGCAGCACAUCGCGGAGCUGAUGCUUCCCGGCGUGGGGCCCCGCGCCGUGGACGACGUCCGUGAGGUGCGACAGGCGGCGUUGGAUGUGCUGCGUGAGGCGAUUGGUCGCCUCGACGAAUACAGCGCCCAGGCGCCUUCACAGGAGGCAAAGGCAGUUGCUGCCGCCGAGGCGACCGACGCGGCGGACGCCAAUAAGAAACCGGCCUCCUCCUGGUGGGGGUGGGCGCGGGGCGCCGCCGCCACGGCCACAGCGGUCGGCGAUGCAAAGGGUGAGCCUGUCUCAGAAGGCGGCGGCGGCGGCGGCGGCGGCGGCCCUGCGCUUGCGGGCGGGGGCUGGGACAACGGCGUCAGCAAAGUUCCUGCGACCCCUCCCUUAACAAGCAGCGCUGCGGCGACGAAGAUCCCCACGACGCGGGCGCCUGUGACCGAGUCGGGGUUCAGCGAUGAUGACGCGUGGGGCACCAACGACGACGAGGUCUCUUUCCAGGCGCCGCCGUCAGAGGACAGCAGCGUGACGGGGAAGUCCACCAGCCGGCAUAUCGACGUGCACGCUGUCAAUGAGUUAGCGAGAGGUGGUCGGGCGAUGAAGCUGCGCAAAAAGGGCCUUGGAGCCGCACGCCUCCAGUAG
Trypanosoma conorhini is the source of this 2190-nucleotide messenger RNA. Its product is annotated as SCY1 family protein kinase. The transcript has a single exon. Gene Ontology annotation, biological process: protein phosphorylation. The coding region runs from base 1 to 2190 and encodes 729 amino acids. Gene Ontology annotation, molecular function: ATP binding; protein kinase activity. The record is from RefSeq and is a predicted model, not a curated record. NCBI's taxonomy places the organism in Eukaryota, Euglenozoa, Kinetoplastea, Trypanosomatida, Trypanosomatidae.